This is a messenger RNA of Raphanus sativus (radish), 2471 nucleotides long. RefSeq lists its product as uncharacterized. NCBI's taxonomy places the organism in Eukaryota, Viridiplantae, Streptophyta, Magnoliopsida, Brassicales, Brassicaceae. The transcript is spliced from 3 exons. The coding region runs from base 1 to 1053 and encodes 350 amino acids. The record is from RefSeq and is a predicted model, not a curated record.
AUGAGUAAAGCAGGAGAUACUACAUUUCAGAUUAGGUAUGGUGGGAAGUUUGCGACUGAUGGUGGAGAUGUUGUCUACAUGGGUGGCGAAACUCAUAUACUUCAUACACAGGCUGAAGCUUUGUUUAGAGGUCUGCAUGAUGACAGCCCCAUAUCUAUGUCGGGUCAGCGAAUCUGGUACAAACUACCGUAUGACACCAUGAAGCAUCUUGAAAUCUUAAUUUAUGGCGCUGGGAGCUUUGCAAGGAUGUGUGAAGCUUCCAAGUGGACUAAGUAUAUUGAAAUUUUUAUGGAGCAUGAAGAUGUGAAUGGUGAUGAAGAGGAUGAAGAUGUGAAUGAUGAAGAACAUAAUGAAGAAGGAGAACCAGUGGGACAGAAUGGCGAGACAGAAGAAGAUAGUAUUGAAAGUGGAGAUCGUGAAUUUGAAGAGGACAAACGCGUUGAAGCUGCUGUGGGAGAGAUCUCUGAUGGUGAAGAUAAUGAAAACUACAAAAACACACCUCCUUGUUCUGAUGGCGAGGAAGAAGAAAAUCCUAGGCGUUAUCAAGGAUGGAAGAGAGGCAGUGGAGAGUUACACAUUAGGCAAGUGUUUGAUAGUGUGAAAGACUUCAAGGAUGCUGUAUUUGAGUACGCAUUAAAAGGAGGAUGGAAUAUUCAGUUCACGAGAUGGGGCAAUGUAAAAUCUGAGGCGAUUUGUGGAGUAGAAGUAGAUGAAGGCGAAACCCCAUGUUCUUGGAGAAUAUACUGUUCGUAUGAAGCAUCUGUUUCCCAGUGGAUGGUAAAAACGUUUCAAGAUGUCCAUACUUGCUUUAAAGAUGGACGUUGCAAGAUAUUGUCGGAUUCACGCAUAGCUAAGUUGUUCUUAAAUGAACUCAGGGAGGAUCCAGAAAUGAAACCAAAAGCAAUCCAAGAUCAGAUUCAGUUGCGUUAUGACUUGAAUCCAUCUGAUGACCAAUGUCGGAACGCGAGGAAGAAAGGUUUGAAUCUCAUUCAAGCUGAGUAUGAUGAACAAUUCCGCAGGAUUAAAGACUACGAAGUCGAAAUUAAAAGGUGAGGCAUUCACUUAAAGCUUUGUAAAUUGUGUGUGUUUUGACACUUUUCUGGUGGACAGGACAAAUGAAGGAUCAACAACUGAUCUUCAAACCGUCAUUGGGGCUGGUGGACUUGAAGUUUUUGACCGUUUCUACGUUUGUUUUGCUGUUCUCCGAGACAUAUGGCUAGCCUCAUGUCAACCUAUCUUUGGGAUAGAUGGGUGUUUCCUCAAAACCGCAGCAAAAGGCCAACUUCUAGCUGCUGUGGGAAGGGAUGCAAACAGCCAGAUAUACCCUUUUGCUUGGGCUGUAGUGCAUAAAGAGAAUACAGACACAUGGGCAUGGUUCUUGCAGAAGCUGAAGAAUGAUUUAAAUCUUGGAAAUGGAGAUGGUUUCACCCUUGUUUCAGAUCGGCAGAAGGGAUUACUUAUAGCUGUCGAUGCCGAGCUGCCAAAUAUUGAGCACAGAAUGUGUGCAAGACAUAUCUACGGAAAUUUAAGGAAGCUACAUCCUAACAAGCCUCAGAUGAAGAAGUUGUUUUGGAGUGUUAUUGAGAGUCAUAACGAAGCUGACUACAAAGUAAGUUUGAAAGAGUUAGAAGAGUAUGACAAAGAAGUCUAUGCAGAUUUGAUGGCCAGGAGACCCGAGACUUGUAGCAGGGCCUAUUUUUCGACUACACCAUGUUGUGAAGAUGCUCUAAACAACAAUUCAGAGUCUUACAAUAGGACACUAGAGAAGGCACGUGCAAUGCCAUUGGUGGAGAUGCUAGAGACAAUGAGACGAUUAGCUAUGAAACGUAUUGAUUUAAGGAAGAAGAUAGUCAAGAAUUACAAAGGAAAGUUCAGCCUGAAGGUUACUAAGAUGAUCGCAUCUGAGACAAAAUAUAGGAAGUAUUGUAAGUCUCUUCCUGGACCUACUGGUGAGUUCGAGGUCACUGAAGAUGGAAUUCGGUAUGCAGUUGAUAUGAGAGAAAAGACAUGUAGCUGUAGGAGAUGGGAUUUGACUGGGAUUCCUUGUAGACAUGCGCUUCGUGUGGUUUUGGAUGAAAAAAAGACAUAUAAAACCGACAAUUUGGUGUCUGAUUGGUAUUUGACUUCUAAGUGGCAGCAUCAAUACUCAGACUCGAUCAGACCAGUAAGAGGGAUCAAGUUUUGGGUUCCAUGUGGUGACUCAACAAUACAAGCUCCACCAAGAGAUAUCUCCAAAGGGCGCAAGAAGAAACCUCAACAAAGAAUCAAAGGAGUUAACGAGUCUCCUAAAAAGGGAAAAAAGGUAACUGGUCACAACCGUGUGAUGCAUUGUUCAAGGUGUGGUUUUCCUAAACACAACUCUUCUAAGUGUCCUAAUGCUGGAGUUCCUUGUAAGCCUCGUCCACCUAAGAAGCAGAAAACAACUAUAUCACAUGAUGAAGUUGCAGUUGAUCUUGGUGAAGGACCUUCUC